AUGUCAGGGCAGAAAGGGCCCGGGGAGAUGACUAAUUCGAACCCCUCACGGGGGUUUCUCUUCACCUGGAUCUUAGUCUCGCUCGCCUGUCACCUGGCCUCCACCCAAGGAGCUCCUGAAGAUGUGGACGUCCUCCAGCGGCUGGGCCUCAGCUGGACGAAGGCGGCGGGCGGCCGGAGCCCCCCGCCCCCGGGGGUCAUCCCGUUCCAGACGGGCUUCAUCUUCACGCAGCGGGCCCGGCUCCAGGCUCCCACGGCCGCCAUCAUCCCUGCCGCCCUGGGCACGGAGCUGGCGCUGGUGCUCAGCCUCUGCUCCCACCGGGUGAACCAUGCCUUCCUCUUCGCCGUCCGCAGCCGGAAGCGCAAGCUGCAGCUGGGCCUGCAGUUCCUCCCCGGCAAGACUGUGGUCCACCUGGGGCCCCGGCGCUCCGUGGCCUUCGACCUCGACGUCCACGACGGGCGCUGGCACCACCUGGCCCUGGAGCUCCGCGGCCGCGCGGUCACCCUGGUGACGGCCUGCGGGCAGCGCCGGGUGCCCAUCUCGCUGCCUUUCCACAGGGACCCAGCGCUCGACCCUGACGGCUUGUUCCUCUUUGGGAAGAUGAGCCCACAGGCGGUCCAGUUCGAGGGGGCCCUGUGCCAGUUCAGUAUCUACCCCGUGGCGCAGGUCGCUCAUAAUUACUGUACCCACCUGAGAAAGCAGUGUGGACAGGCUGACACCUACCGGCCUCAGCUGGGACCCUUCUUCCCCCGAGACUCUGGCACACCCCUCACCUUCCAGAGCGACCCCGCCCGGCUGGGCCUGGAGAACCUGACCACUGCCAUGCCAGCCCUGGGGUCACGGCCGGCAGGCAGGGGGCCUGGGGUGACCGUGCCCAUCAAGCCCACGAGGACUAGCACCACAGGCCUGCCCCAGCCCAUCCCAUCCCAUCCAGCCUGGACCCCCCUGCCCUCCGCCAAGCUAUCAGCCAGUGAAGGGCCUCCUCCCGUGUCCCCGGUCCCUCCCGCCAGCUCCCCCAGAUCUGUCCAGCCAUUGCAGAAGAACACAGCCACCAAGACCCUCAAGAGUCACCCUGCCACACCUUUCUCGUCAGCCCUUUCUCCUUCAAUUACCCCGGUCAGAAGCCCCCGCCCCACCCAGAAGACAGCUCUGCCUGCCUUCACAAAGCCAGCCCCACCCACCAAGAAGCUGGUGCCACCUACUUCCCAGCCCAUUCCUGCCAAAGUCUCCCGUCCCACAGCGAAGCCGAUCCAGAGGAACUCCGGCAUGCCCAGACUCCCGCCACCCAGUGCCCGGCCCCUACCUCCAGCUGCUGGCUCCUCUCAAAAGCCUUUGCCCCCAGUGGUCCAGGCUGAGGCCAAGAUGAGUAGUCGUGCCAGUGAGCCGGCUCCUGCCCGCACCAGCACACACAGACCUCCCCCACCCACAGUCCCACCCUCAUCACCUGUCCCCAGUCCUAGCCCUCCCAGGACCGCUCGGCCACUGGCCACAGCGAUGCCUCCCACCCUUGCUCCUGGUUCAGCCUCCACUGGAAGCAAGAAACCCACUGGAUCAGAAGCCACAAAGAAAGCCAGACCCCGGAAGCCCAUCCCGCUCAGAUCCGGGAAGGCAGCCCGAGAUGUCCUGCUGAAUGAUCCGACAAGGGAGUCCAGCCCCAGGCAGCCCCGGGCCAGGCAACAGACCACCCCGGCCCCAGCGCUGGCCCCAGCGCAUUUCCUGUCCUCCAGCCCCCAGCCCAUGAGUACUGGCUAUUCGUUCUUCCACCUGGUGGGACCCACACCUUUCCUGCUGCUGAUCGGACCUCCGGGACCCAAGGGAGACUGUGGUUUGCCGGGUCCCCCUGGACUGCCUGGGCUUCCUGGACCUCCUGGCGCACGGGGUCCUCGGGGUCCUCCUGGGCCUUAUGGAAAUCCAGGCCUCCCUGGCCCCCCUGGAGCCAAAGGACAGAAAGGGGACCCCGGGCUCUCACCAGGAAAGGCCCACGAUGGGGCAAAGGGCGACAUGGGCUUGCCCGGGCUCACUGGGAAUCCAGGACCCCUUGGACGAAAGGGACAGAAGGGUUAUCCUGGACCGACGGGGCACCCCGGAGAACAGGGGCAGCCAGGACCCGAGGGUAGCCCAGGGGCCAAAGGUUACCCUGGCAGGCAGGGGCUGCCUGGACCCAUAGGAGACCCUGGGCCCAAAGGCAGCCGGGGCUACAUUGGACUCCCGGGGCUCUUCGGCCUGCCAGGGUCCGAUGGCGAGCGAGGCCUGCCUGGCGUUCCUGGCAAGAGGGGCAAGAUGGGUAGGCCGGGGUUUCCUGGAGACUUUGGGGAAAGAGGCCCUCCAGGACUGGAUGGAAACCCUGGAGAACUGGGCCUGCCAGGGCCCCCAGGAGUCCCUGGCCUCAUUGGCGACAUGGGAACAUUGGGUCCGAUUGGCUACCCAGGACCCAAGGGCAUGAAGGGACUGAUGGGAAACGUGGGGGAACCCGGACUGAAAGGUGAUAAGGGUGAACAAGGGGUUCCAGGUGUGUCAGGAGAUGCCGGAUUCCAAGGAGACAAGGGAAGCCAGGGCUUGCCAGGGUUCCCAGGCGCACGGGGGAAGCCAGGGCCUGUGGGCAAAGUUGGAGACAAAGGAUCCAUUGGGUUUCCUGGGCCCCCGGGACCUGAGGGAUUCCCUGGAGACAUUGGCCCCCCCGGGGACAACGGCCCAGAAGGCGUGAAGGGUAAGCCUGGAGCUCGAGGCCUGCCAGGACCCCGUGGGCAGCUGGGGCCCGAGGGAGAUGAGGGGCCCAUGGGGCCACCAGGGGUCCCUGGCUUGGAGGGUCAGCCCGGCAGGAAGGGGUUUCCUGGAAGACCUGGCCCAGAUGGCCUGAAGGGCGAGCCAGGCGAUCCUGGAAGGCCAGGGCCUGUGGGCGAGCAGGGACUUCUGGGAUUCAUUGGCCUGGUCGGGGAGCCAGGAAUCAUGGGAGAAAAGGGUGACCGGGGCAUGAUGGGACCCCCAGGCGCGCCCGGACCCAAGGGGUCGAUGGGCCAUCCUGGAACCCCAGGUGUGGUGGGAAGCCCUGGAGAGCCUGGACCUCUGGGUCCUCCAGGAUCUCGAGGCCCACCGGGCAUGCGGGGAGCAAAGGGACGCCGGGGACCCCGAGGACCGGACGGACCAGCUGGGGAGCAGGGGUCCAAGGGCCUGAAGGGCCCGCCAGGACCACAGGGCAGACUGGGCCAGCCUGGGCAGCAGGGCGUGGCUGGCGAGCGGGGCCACUUGGGCACACGCGGCUUUCCUGGCCUCCCGGGUCCCUCCGGUCCCCCAGGCGCCAAGGGCCUCCCAGGAGAACCGGGCCCUCAGGGACCCCAGGGGCCAAUUGGCCCUCCAGGAGAGAUGGGACCCAAGGGACCACCAGGUGCAGUGGGAGAACCGGGCCUUCCUGGGGAAGCUGGCAUGAAGGGUGACCUUGGGCCUCUUGGCAUCCCUGGGGAGCAGGGCCUCAUUGGGCAGCGGGGAGAGCCGGGCCUCGAGGGCGACAGUGGCCCUGCAGGGCCUGACGGGCUGAAGGGGGACAGGGGUGACCCCGGGCCUGACGGUGAACGUGGCGAGAAGGGCCAAGAGGGACUGAAGGGCGAGGACGGGCCCCCCGGCCCUCCUGGCAUCACUGGCAUCCGGGGUCCUGAAGGAAAACCAGGGAAGCAAGGCGAGAAGGGCCGGACAGGAGCCAAGGGUGCCAAGGGCUACCAAGGACAGCUGGGUGAGAUGGGCGUCCCUGGAGAUCCUGGACCCCUUGGCACCCCAGGCCCUAAAGGGUCCCGGGGCAGCCUGGGACCAACGGGUGCUCCAGGACGGAUGGGGGCCCAAGGAGAGCCAGGACUGGCCGGUUACGACGGACACAAAGGCAUCAUGGGACCCCUCGGACCUCCUGGCCCCAAGGGUGAAAAGGGGGAACAGGGAGAGGAUGGCAAGGCUGAGGGGCCCCCCGGACCACCUGGAGAUCGGGGCCCCGUGGGUGAUCGAGGAGACCGUGGGGAACCAGGGGACCCUGGAUACCCUGGGCAGGAGGGUGUACAAGGCCUCCGUGGAAAUCCAGGCCAGCAGGGCCAACCCGGGCAUCCGGGACCCCGGGGACGGCCGGGCCCCAAAGGAUCGAAAGGGGAAGAGGGACCAAAGGGAAAGCAAGGCAAGGCUGGGGCCCCAGGACGGAGGGGGAUCCAGGGCCUGCAGGGGCUCCCGGGGCCUCGGGGCGUAGUAGGGAGACAGGGCCCCGAGGGUGUUGCUGGACCAGAUGGGCUUCCUGGCCGUGAUGGUCAAGCUGGACAGCAGGGGGAGCAAGGAGAUGACGGGGACCCCGGGCCCAUGGGCCCCGCUGGGAAGAGAGGAGAUCCAGGUGUGGCUGGCUUGCCUGGGGCACAGGGGCCCCCAGGAUUCAAGGGUGAAAGUGGGUUACCUGGGCAGAUGGGACCCCCUGGCAAACGAGGGACAGAAGGUGGAAUGGGGCUUCCUGGGAACCAGGGGGAGCCUGGAUCCAAAGGCCAGCCGGGUGACUCUGGCGAGAUGGGAUUCCCAGGAAUGGCUGGCCUCUUCGGACCCAAGGGCCCCCCAGGAGACAUUGGCUUCAAAGGCAUCCAGGGCCCUCGGGGGACCCCUGGCUUGAUGGGAAAGGAAGGUAUCAUCGGGCCCCUAGGAAUCCUGGGGCCUUCGGGACGCCAGGGUCCCAAGGGCGACAAAGGCAGCCGAGGGGACUUGGGAUUGCAAGGUCCGAGGGGUCCUCCCGGUCCCAGAGGGCAGCCCGGCCCACCGGGUCCUCCAGGGAGCCCUAUCCACUUUCAACAAGACGACCUUGGGGCAGCUUUCCAGACGUGGAUGGACACAAGCGGCGCACUGAGAGCGGAGAGUUACAGCCAUCCGGACCGGCUGGUGCUGGACCAGGGAGGGGAGAUCUUUAAAACCUUACACUACCUCAGCAACCUCAUCCAGAGCAUUAAGACGCCCCUGGGCACCAAAGAGAACCCCGCCCGCGUCUGCCGGGACCUCAUGGACUGUGAGCAGAAGAUGGUGGAUGGUACCUACUGGGUGGAUCCGAACCUUGGCUGCUCGUCCGACACCAUCGAAGUCUCCUGCAACUUCACACAUGGUGGACAGACGUGUCUCAAGCCCAUCACGGCCUCCAAGGUGGAGUUUGCCAUCAGCCGGGUCCAGAUGAAUUUUCUGCACCUGCUAAGCUCUGAGGUGACGCAGCAGAUCACCAUCCACUGCUUUAACAUGACCGUGUGGCAGGAGGGCACCGGGCAGACCCCAGCUAAGCAGGCUGUGCGCUUCCGGGCCUGGAACGGGCAGAUCUUUGAGGCCGGGGGUCAGUUCAGUCCAGAAGUGUCCAUGGAUGGCUGCAAGAUCCAGGAUGGCCGCUGGCAUCAGACGCUCUUCACCUUCCGGACCCAGGACCCCCAGCAGCUGCCCAUUGUUGGCGUGGACAACCUCCCUCCUGCCUCAUCAGGGAAGCAGUACCGCCUCGAAGUUGGACCUGCGUGCUUCCUCUGACCUCUGACCUCCUGGCUCCUCUAGGCCUCGAGGAGGAGGGAAGAGGAGAAAGAGGCAAAGGGAGGGUACCUAGGGGUAGGUGGGCCCAGGAAAGGCAGCUCACCUGCCCAGGGAUCCUUGAGCAGACCCCAGCUGUUGUCUGCCCAGUGGAAGAGGCUGAAGGGUAGCAGGACACAUGGGGUGUCCUUGGGAACAGCUGAUCCCAACUCAGCCCUAAACACCAACCAAAGAGCCAGCCAGAGCAAGCUGGGCCUGCAACCCGCCUGAGCCCCAUGGCCUGUCUCCCAGCUCUGCGGCCACCCCCUUCCCUGCCCAGCUUCCUGCCCAAAGAGCCCCACCUUCCAGCCAGCUUGAGAGAAGGGGGCAUCUUGUCAGCUGGUCCCUGCCGGGGAGCUUUGAUGUGCAAUAUUAGAGAGGAGACAUGAAAAAAGGAGAAAAGGAAAGAAGUAUAUAUAUAUUAUUUAAACAAACACAAAGAAGGUGCGUUACUAUUUUUUUUUUUUUCAUCUGAGAAAGAUGUGAGAAGAUGAGAGAGCAGCCAGGGGGUGGGAAGUGAUGGAUGCAGAGAGGGAGAGGUGAGAUCCUUGGGGCUGGGGGUGUCCACGUCUGCUACCUCCCACUGUGAAAUCGCUGGUGCUCACAAUUGUCUUGUAGUGUAUGUGAUUUUUUAAGGAAAAAAAAAAAACUCUAUUUAAGAUUCUGAAGGUGCUACCAUUUUUGCCACAGACUUUGAAGAAACAUUUAGAUGUGGGGUAUCAUCCACGUUUUUCUCUCUCCUCCAAAUAACAAAGUUCGGGGAAUUUAAAAAUUUUUCCUAAUGUCACCCUUGUGCUCAUCAGGUAAUCUGUUAAACAGGAGGUGGGGAAAGAAGGUAAAAGUGAAAAAAAAAAAAAAAAAGCAAAGCAAAAAAACAAAAACAAAAAAUAACCAGAAACAGAAGUAGGAAAGAUUUACCUUUUAACUUAUGGACUUUGAAAUGCUUGUCCUCUGAAGGCAGGGGGAGGCCUGAGCAUGAAGGAUCUUAUUUUGGCCUUUCUUGGUCUUGGAGGGAAGUUAGCUUAUCUUGGAUGGCGUGAUCUAGACUGAGGAGUCCUGACCUUGAGCUUCGACCUUGAAGAAACCAAUGAGGAGAAUGGCGCAGGGUCAGGACUGGCCUUGGAGGUGGACUGUAAAUACGGACCCAUCUCAUGAAGGCACAGACCAUCUCCUAAGGUCUUCCAUUCUGGAGCUUGUCCUUCCAAGAUAACAGUCGUCACUCUUGCUUUUUCACUGUCAUUCAAUUCUGUAGAAACCCAGUGUUGCUAACUCCAAGUGUAAAUGUGGGCGCAGGAGAAAGGCUUGUUAUGGGAAUCUCAGAGUUCAGCAUGGCAGGGCUCACCAGGGUAAUCUGAAUUGUCCUGUAUCAGUGAACCAGUCAGCAUCCAGGUUGGAUUUUUGAGGUCAUUUUAACUAUGGAAUUAUUUUUAUAGAAGGGGAAAUUGUAUGUGAAAGUCUAUUUGUGUCUCUCUUUUUUUUUUUUUCUUUCUAAAGUUGUGUCUCUUUGGGAAUUGGAUUUGAUUUUCAUUAUUUAAUACCUCACUCCGGCCCACCCCCCCCAGCCCGCCCCCACACCCCACACCCCACCCCCACUUCCUGUCUCCCUGCCCUGCCCACCGCCCCCUUGCUCCCAGAAGUGCGUUUUUUGUAGCAGCUCGGGCCUCAUCUCAGCCCUCGGUCUCCCAAGCCGCCAGUCUCCACCUGGCCUCUGUCCCGGCGUCUGUCUUGUCCUUGGGUUUCUCUGCUGUCCUCGUUCACGUCUCUGUCCACAUGUCAGUGUGUUAAAACCCAAGUGGGUUCUGUUUCUCCUUUUCCCUUCUGGAUUUUAAAUAAAUAUUUAAAACUGAGGCAAUGGAAUGA
Molecule: messenger RNA, 7404 nt
Organism: Dama dama (fallow deer)
Lineage: Eukaryota; Metazoa; Chordata; Mammalia; Artiodactyla; Cervidae
Gene: COL27A1
Product: collagen type XXVII alpha 1 chain
Exons: 61
Coding region: 1-5508 (1835 amino acids)
Molecular function (GO): extracellular matrix structural constituent
Source: RefSeq, a predicted model, not a curated record